AUGGGCGAUCGAGAACGUGGGGUGGUUCGCAGGGGUAAUUAUGUGGACUCAGAGGAGGAUGACGACGAGGAUGGCUCGUCGAGCAGCGAGGAUGAGGAGUUUGAGGAGUACCUGGCGCAUUUGUCCGUCAGGGAUCGCGAGGAGGCAUUGGUGCAGUCGGCGAUGCGCCGUAUCGAUCGUGCCAAGGCCAAGGGGAGAACAGAUGUCAGUCUCAACAAGGAGGAGAUUGCGGCUCUGGAGCGCCAUCGCCAGCGCAUGGCGGAGGCCGAGAAAAAGAAGCGGAGCAAGAAGCGCAGAGAUCAACGGGUCGCGGUGCCUCUGACUGAGCUCGAUCCAGGCUCACGCAAGAAGAAGUCUCGGCAAGAAUCACGGACUCGGCAUUCGUCGUCGACUAACAGCAACCACGGCGACCAAGAUCACCAAGGCUACCCUCCCAUGGGCUACUUUCCGCCCCCAUCAACAACUGGCCGACGACGCUCAGGCACCACUACCUCGUCCCAGAGGGCGGCCAGUCGGGCGCGGGAUGAACGAAGCAGCCGUCACCCUUCAGACGCGGCCGCCCCCCCUUAUGGAGAUAUCCCGGUACCAGGCAUGUCUCCCACUUCAAGUCGGGCUGCCCUUGAUGUCUUCCAGUACCAGACGGCCUCUCAGCCGGCAAACCCCAUGGCUUCGUCUCGGAGACCUUUCUCAGGAGCUCCACAAACGGGCUAUCCUCAGCGAGGUGCCGGGUCCAUGGCCUGGGGUCAGUCGGGCUCUCAAUCAGGUCUUGGUGAUGGUUCAAGCGAAGAAGAAAGCGAGGGUAGCGAGGACGACUCUGAGCGAGGACACCGAGAGGAACAAAGCUCCAGCGAUGAUGUCGGAAACGGGGCUCAGAUCAGGGACGUCCCUCGAGGACGAGGCCCUCCCGUUCCGCUCGAGCCCUCACCUGAAGCAGAGGCCGAGCCUGAGGCCCAUCCAGUAAGGAGGAAUCCACCUCGUGCCUCGACUUCAUCCAAGAAAAAGCCAGUCCGAAGUGGUGGUGGUGGUGGUGGACGGCGAAAGAAGUAA
Molecule: messenger RNA, 1047 nt
Organism: Fusarium keratoplasticum
Lineage: Eukaryota; Fungi; Ascomycota; Sordariomycetes; Hypocreales; Nectriaceae
Exons: 1
Coding region: 1-1047 (348 amino acids)
Source: RefSeq, a predicted model, not a curated record